AUGAAUGCUCUGGUAGCUCCCCGAGCGUUUCCUACCAUUGCCUUCGGCUCGACCUCGACCUCGACCUCGGCCUCGACCCUCUACCGAGCGACAUGCUGCCGUCGGUCCUUGCACGCAUCUCUCGGACGUCGCAAUGGCCACGGCUCCGGGGAUAAACCUGCCGAUGAUUCGUUGACGGAGCACGAUGUAGACCCAGAACCCCACGCCGAGACGUCAGGCGGUCGUACUCGAAGUCAUGCGUCUGGACCCCCGAGAAACCGUGCUGCUCGCAAGCGGAUCGCUUCGGCCUUGCCUCCGGUUCGACUUCCGGCCAAUUUCCUCGAAAACAAUGUAUCCUUGUUCAACCCCAGCGCCCAGCCGAGGCUGCCCCUCGCGCUCGUCGAAGACGCAAGGCACGACAAGACCUCACGCCUCUAUCUUGGCCAAGGCCCGACUUCUCAGCAGGCGUGCCAGACGCUCGAGUCCUACUUUGAUACGGCAUUGAGCGACCUACUGCGGAGGGUCAGCGAGCAUUCCGCCGACCUCGCACUUUUCCAGCCAGAGAACGGCCGAACCAGAGGCAGUUGGAAUUCGCCCGAGAUGAUAGAGAGAGUCGUACGCUUGUGGGACAUGAUUCUCGAUUCUGCCUGGCACCUCGUAGACGCACUCUAUCCUUCGCGACAAGCCGAAUACACUUACAAGGCUCGCCCCUUUUGGUGGUGGCACCUCUACAAGGACCUCGAUGAUCGCACCCACAAAUUCCGCGAUCAUUUCAGGACGCUUCCCAUGUCACUUGCCGACCAGCUCAACUACGCAGAACACCUCGACUACCCUCUCCCGCACGCUCUUACAGACUUCCCUACAGACACGCUCGUCGCGAUGCAGAAUGCCCUCGAACGUGAGAUGAAUACCUCACCACCGUCCAAUUUCGACCCGAAGACGAGCAGACGACCGAUUUCCAUUCUCUCACUCUCUGGUUAUGGUGGCAAGGCCGUGUCGGAAGCCGUCGGCGAGCACCUUGCUUUUUGGAAUAAAGCAGACCUCGUCCGACUCGACGCGCACGACCUGUCCAUUCUGGUAGGAGAAUACCUCGGCCAAAACUGGGCCUAUUCCCGAGGUCCACUCUCCAUGUUGGGGUUUCGGGCAGCGGAAUUGAAUGGCAAGUUAGUUGGAGAACCCGAAAUCUUCGGCCGACAUGGUGAAGACGAAGAGCAGGACGCCGAAGUUACCCAUCUCGGUAUACGGACAGUCCCCGCUACCCUGGAAGAUGAGCUGGAAAAAAUCAGGCAGGGCGGGUACGAUUGUUUCACGAAAUGGGAGAACCUAAAGAUUGAUCAGAUCCUCCAUCACCUCAUACGAUCUUCGGGCAUCAAGUCGCAGUCCCCCGAAGUCCGACCAAUUCUUCUUCACGUCCACGAUCUGGUUGAAUUGAGCAUGACGUUGGAAGGAUCCCUCCUCCUCAAUAGACUGCGAACUUUAGUCGAUGUGGCCUGGCAACAAGGUAUGAAAGUUGCCAUCUUGGGUACUUCCUCAUGCGAGCGGCCGUCCGACGAAUACCAAAACGCGAUGCGUGAUCUUUCAGUCGGCGAUCUUGUCAUCACUCGUCAUAUUCAGCCUGAUCGAGCAGACCGUCCCAGUCCCAAGGGCCAGCAUCGAUUUCCAUUCAGCCUGCAAAGGGUCGACUAUUUUGUCGAAAAUUUGCAAAAUAUCGACCGCAUGCUCCGAGCAAUGCACCCGGAUAUCGUGCAUAAAUCCUUAGACCUGUCCAGUGACAGCGUGAGGACAUAUCUACUCUCGGCCAAUCCGCGAUUCUCCAUCUUACGAGACUCAAUACUGCCGCUUCCCGAGAUCUACCACCUUGCCCGUGCCUAUAGAUCGUUUGAGACCAAACACGAAGGCUGUGGCUCGGCCGGCUUCCUUGAACGAUUCGCCAUGGGUCCUUUGAGACAAAAGCCCGGGCAGUCAUUUUUGGAUGAGGAACCGGCCGACGACAACGGCGAGAUGGGAGAGAAGUUGAACCGUGCCGAGGAAGCCAAGAUGGAGGACAGAGCCGCCAUGAAGCUGAACGAGUAUGAAAAGAGGAUAUCGUCUGGCCAGAUACAUCGCGAAAACCUGCGAACGACGUUUGCUGACGUCCACGUGCCACCGGACACGAUAUCGGCCCUGAAACUCCUGACCUCAUUGGCCAUGGUACGACCGGACGCCUUUUCCUACGGUGUGCUCGCCCAGGACAAGAUCCCGGGCUGUCUUCUCUACGGACCUCCAGGAACAGGCAAGACGAUGCUUGCCAAAGCCGUCGCCAAAGAAAGCGGCGCAAAUAUGCUCGAAAUUAGUGGUGCAACCAUAAAUGACAAGUGGGUAGGCGAGAGCGAGAAGCUGAUUCGUGCCGUCUUCACCCUGGCCAAGCGACUGUCUCCUUGCGUCGUCUUCAUUGACGAAGCCGACUCGUUGCUCGCGAACCGCAGCAUGUUCAGUAACCGGCCUUCCCACCGCGAGCACAUCAACCAGUUCUUGAAGGAAUGGGAUGGAAUGGAGGAGACGAAUGCCUUCAUCAUGGUCGCGACCAAUCGCCCCUUUGAUCUCGACGACGCAGUCUUGCGCCGGCUACCUCGCAAGAUCCUGGUUGACUUGCCACUCAAAGACGAUCGGACCGCUAUCCUUCGGCUUAUGCUCAAGGGAGAGAUGCUGGACAGUUGCGUCUCACUCGAGCAUUACGCAGAAAUCACACCACAUUAUUCUGGUUCGGAUCUGAAAAAUGUAUGCGUCGCUGCAGCAAUGGCCGCUGUAGAAGAAGAAAACGAGGCGGCCGCAAAACAUGCAGGCCCUGAACCAUUCCGCUACCCCGAGCGGCGUGUGCUGCGACGCCAUCAUUUCGAAAAGGCGUUGAAGCAGAUCCCUGCUAGCAUCAGCGAGGAUAUGGCCUCGUUGAAGAUGAUUCGUAAGUUUGACGAGGAGUAUGGAAACAAGAAAAAAGGCCCGAGGAGACACGGUAUGGGGUUUGGCAUCCUGGACGAUAAGCACGCUCCAGCACACGAAACGAGAGUUAGACAGGCUGGUAAUGGACAGACCUGA
Drechmeria coniospora is the source of this 3051-nucleotide messenger RNA. RefSeq names its product mitochondrial AAA ATPase. Gene Ontology annotation, molecular function: ATP hydrolysis activity; ATP binding. Lineage: Eukaryota; Fungi; Ascomycota; Sordariomycetes; Hypocreales; Ophiocordycipitaceae. Bases 1 to 3051 code for a protein of 1016 amino acids. Gene Ontology annotation, cellular component: mitochondrial outer membrane. The transcript has a single exon. The record is from RefSeq and is a predicted model, not a curated record.